AAUUAAUCUUAAAAUAUUAAUUGAAUACAACACACCUGUGAUAUUAAACGUAAAAUAAUUUACAUUUUUACAAUAAUUUCUUCCAGUGUGUGUUUAUAAAAUAUAAAAACAAAAAAUUUUAAGUACAAAAUUUGGGAUUUCGAAAAAUAAUAAUAAAGAAAUUGAAUUAAAUAAUAAAAAUAAAAUUGAAUUGACGUUUUGUUUGUGUAUUGACUGAAUCAUCGAUCUAAAUUUAUCGAUAUUUACUCGUCUUCAAUUCUUGUGGAAAUACAAAGUGUUCUUUUUGCUGCUGUUUUCACUUCAAAUUAAUUCGAUUUUUUUAUAUUUGUUUUUUGUUUGUGUUGUGGUUGGUGUUUUUUCUUGUUUUAAAAUUCAUAAAUUUCUUUGGAUAAAAUUAAAAAUGACCAAAGAACAAACAACCGUCAUACCUGAAGAACUAUACAAUUUAACACAAUUAGCUGAAGUCGCAGCAGAGCGUUUGAGUACAACGGAUAAAAGUGAAGGCAACGAUUUCGUUGCCGAACAUUUGAACAUUGUGGAAAGAUCAAUGGAACAUACGAUAAAUAAGAAUCACAAUGUGUUAAAUAAAAUUGAAAAACCAGAUGUACUAACGAAAGACAUGAGAUCUCUUGAGCAACAGCAGCUACAAUAUAAUCAACAACAACAAGUGCAAGAACAACAAAUUACAAUCGAUUCAUCCAUAACAUUAACAAAAUUGAGUUGUAAUGUAAAAUCAAUACAAAAGACAGAAAACAGAUCACAUAUAACUACAUUUGAUAAUUAUCAUCGUCGUCAUCAUCAUCAUACUCCUCAUCACAACUAUCAGGACCAGCUACAUCCUCCUCAUCAUUUAACGCAUCAUCAACAUUACAAUACAAAUGCUGUGGGAACGUUUUACUCAUCCUCAGAUGAUGAUUCCAAUUAUUACAGUCACAAGGUAUUCGAUCGUAAAAAAUUACGACGUUCUACUAUUUCGGAUAACUCACGCUAUGACGAACAUUCAUCAUGUAGUAGCGCACCGGGUGGCAGUAGCAGCAGCAGUAGUGGCAGUACCAGUGGUGAUGAGCAACAUUAUACACAAAUGCAUCAUGACACAAGUGAGAGAGGUAGCACAGAAAUCGGUGGCCUUAAGCAAAUGCAUAUUGAUUCAUCAACUGGCUCCAGUUUAAAUCUUUUGGAUGAUGAACAUAUUUGCCCAGAAUGUGGUAAAAAGUAUUCUACAUCAUCUAAUUUGGCUAGACAUCGACAAACCCACAGUUUCUCCAAUUUUAGGUCGAUUAUGGAUAAAAAAGCCAGACACUGUCCGUUUUGUGAGAAAGUCUAUGUUUCAAUGCCGGCCUAUUCCAUGCAUGUACGAACCCACAAUCAGGGUUGUGAAUGUCAGUAUUGUGGUAAAAAGUUUUCACGACCAUGGCUUUUGCAAGGUCAUAUACGGACACAUACAGGCGAAAAACCCUUCAAAUGUAACGUCUGCACUAAAGCAUUUGCGGAUAAGUCUAAUCUUCGGGCUCACAUUCAGACCCAUUCGAAUACGAAGCCUCACACUUGCAAACGAUGUGGUAAAGCAUUUGCUUUAAAAUCAUAUCUAUAUAAACACGAAGAAUCUUCAUGUAUGAAAAAUCAUCACAAAAGUAGUGAAAAAGAAUCACGACCCAAUCGGUCCGCAUCGCAGACAGUACAAAUGACAACUCCAAAAAGUACAAUAUCACAUUAUGUGACUAAUGAAAACAAUUUGACAACAGUUUCACAAGUAGCUGGUCCUGAAUCGGCCAAAACAACAUUGGCUACAAAACUGUUACAAAAAGAAAAGGAUCGACGACAGGCAGCCUUACAAUAUACCAAUUUACCACAUGCAUUGAUGAACAACAAUCCUAGUCUACAGAUUAUAACAGUCAGCACAGAUUCACCAUUAGUAGAUGGUACAAAUUUAAAAUCUUAUACAAUGCUAACAAGUCCCAUGGCUCAGGAGGAGUAUGAACACUAUAAACGUAUCAGUGUUAUACAAACACCAGCGAUAACACAGUCAACUCCAGCCACACAACUACCAGGUCCCAAUCAUCAAGUCUGCCCCGAAAUGCAUACCUAUUCAACUGCCAAUUUAACCGUUACACCUGCUUUAGCUCCCAACCAUAUGCAAGUUCAAUUCUAUAAUACCGUUAAGACGGUAAAUGAUCAUGAACAAAUCCAGGAACAGCCUGUAGAUUUUUCGCCCAAAAAUAAUUUUACCCAUUCGGCUAAGACUAGUCCAUUUGAAUUGACUGGUAAUUAUGCUAUAAUGGCUUGAUAGAAAGUGGAAUUCUUAUUUAUUUUAAUUUAUGACUCCAUUGAAAAGCACUUCAAUUCUCCAUAAUUAAAAAAAGACAAUAAAUCUGUGAGUUUUUAAUGUAUCGCGAAUCUCAAAAAAGAAAAUACUUUUUUUCUAAGAAACCCAUAAUUUGGACUUGAUUUUAUUUAAAUUGUUGUUGUUUUUUUUAACAAAAUAAGUACUUAUUUUAA
Molecule: messenger RNA, 2496 nt
Organism: Lucilia cuprina (Australian sheep blowfly)
Lineage: Eukaryota; Metazoa; Arthropoda; Insecta; Diptera; Calliphoridae
Product: zinc finger protein 37A
Exons: 4
Coding region: 401-2284 (627 amino acids)
Biological process (GO): regulation of DNA-templated transcription
Molecular function (GO): RNA polymerase II cis-regulatory region sequence-specific DNA binding; DNA-binding transcription factor activity, RNA polymerase II-specific
Source: RefSeq, a predicted model, not a curated record